AUGAGAGUAAACACCAUUCUAUGGGGGUUAUUUGUCACCUUUGUCAUUGGGGGUGAUGGAGGAGAUGUCUCUGAUGAGAAGGAGACUUCAAUUACUCCUAAGGAGAAAACUCCCCCGGAAUCAGUGGAAAUGCCUGAAGCUCUUACAAUUAAUGAUUUCGAUAAAAUUACAAGUGAACAGUUGUCAUUUGUUGAGUUUUUUUCACCAUACUGUAGUCAUUGUAAGCAACUAGCACCGACUUGGGAGAGAACGUAUAAGAACUUCUAUGAUGACUUGAAGUCCAUGAAUGUUCAAAUGAGACAAGUUAACUGUGUUGAAAGUGGUGAUUUAUGUGAGAGAGAGGAUGUUUUUGGAUACCCAAGUUUAAGAAUUUAUGCUCCUGUUCAUGAUAGGGAGACAGGCCAAAUGACAGGUAAAUCCAAAUUGAUUUCAGAUUAUCCAAGAUCAUUAGUAAGAACUGAAGAAAAUUUCAAGAAAUUCGUUAGAAAUGCUGUAGCUGAUUAUGAUACUGGAUCGGUUGAUUUACCUUCAGCUUCAAGAGAAUUGACCCCCGAUAGAUUAUUACAAUUGAUUGGUGGUAAAGCUGAACAACCUGAAUUUGUUAUGUUCUACCCAGGGACAGAAAAACAAUGGAAAGAUAGUGAAGCUGGUAGAAGUGGAUUUUCUAAGACUUGUUAUAAUUGUAUGGAGAAUAAAAGAUUAUGGGAUAAGUUUUCCAAUACCGUUUUAACUACGGUUGGUACCAACCAUUUCAGUUGUGUAACUCAUCCUGAAAUGUGUGCAAAUUUGGGUUUGAAGUUAUCUGAUCCAACAAGAAAUCCCCCACCUAAAUUCAUGAUGUUUUUACCUGAAAAAGUUGGAAAGAUCAGAUUCGAUUACAAGGGACCUAUAAGUAUUGAGAGUCUAAAAGCAUUCGCUUCAGGAUUAUAUAAAAACUCACAGUAUGAAAUUGUUUCUCCUAAGACCUUAUCAGAAAUUAUGGACUUUAGAAAAUCUUUACCCAAAGAACCUUUGAAUUCAUUUUAUCCUUUACCUAACAAAAUAGCUAUUGUGUUUUAUUAUGAUCCAAGAACUGUCACUGAUGAAGAUAGAGCCAUAUUACCUUAUUUGCUUGAUUAUGUCACCAAUUCACCUUUUAAUAUCCAUUUAUAUACUGCUAAGAGUAUCAAAUAUGAAGGAGCAUUGAAUGCUCAAGCAGGUAAUAUUCUUGAAUACAUCAAAACUGAUGACCAAGAAAAGAAACCUUUUAAUAAAGCAAGAUAUUUAAGUACCACCUUGACAACUAAACCAACCAUCUUUGUUAUCAAGGAUAAUACCUUAUUCACAUCUGUAUUCCAAAGUUAUGCUCCUGAAGAUAUUAGAGAUGAAAAGAAGGUUAUAGAUUUCAUUGAAAGUAAUAAAUUCCCAUUAUAUCAAGAGUUAACACCUCAAUUAUAUGAAUAUUAUUUCCCUGAAAAGGCUCCAGCUUCCAACAAAGUAGUGGUAACAUUUAUAGACUCACAGAACGCUAAAAAGACCGACGAAAUAUUGUAUCAAUUGUCUUUAGCUGCUCAUGAAUAUCAUGAACUCAAGAACGAAUAUUAUUUCGAUGAUUUAUUAAGUAAAAGAAAUGCUAAAGCUCAAAGAGUAGCUGAAUUGAAGAAACAAAAUGCCAAUAGCGUAGCUAUUAUCAAAGAAAUGAGGAAAGAGAUCCCCCACUUGUAUGAUAACAACGGUGUAUUAUUUACAUUCAUUGAUAUUGCCCAAAAUCCAACUCUUGCUAACGAUCAUGGAUGGAAUAUUAACAGUAAAGAUUAUAAACCAGGGGAUUCAAUUGUUGUUUCACAAGAUAAAUCUUAUUAUUGGGAUCAAACUAUUUCUGGUGAAGAUUUGACUGAAAAUAGGAAAUCAUUGGUCGAUAUUUUGACCUAUUUAUUGGAUCCUAAAUUGAUUACCACAACACCAGUUUCCAUCACUAAGAAAUUAGUAGCAAGUCCAUACCCUAAAUUUAUGAGACCAAUGGAUCAUGUUCACGAAAAAGGUCUCUUAGGUUAUGGAUUUAUCAUAUGCUUGAUCAUAGCGGUUUUCAAAUUUGUCAACAGACCUAAAAAGGCAAGUGGUCCUAUAAUAGGAAAUUUGGAUAAAGCCGAUUAA
Messenger RNA from Yamadazyma jaroonii, 2133 nucleotides. NCBI's taxonomy places the organism in Eukaryota, Fungi, Ascomycota, Pichiomycetes, Serinales, Debaryomycetaceae. The record is from the annotation of a GenBank genome assembly.